Ciona intestinalis (vase tunicate) is the source of this 4177-nucleotide messenger RNA. The record is from RefSeq and is a predicted model, not a curated record. Lineage: Eukaryota; Metazoa; Chordata; Ascidiacea; Phlebobranchia; Cionidae.
UCGAUUCGGAAUAUUUUGAAAACGCUUUGGUUUUGUUUCGACUGUGUUAUAAAAUAUGUUUUCUUUCUGAUGAUUUAAAUAGUAACUUUGUUGGCAAUUGAAAUGGGAUCGCUCACAUGCAACGAACAAUGUCUAAGAAAUCUUGCUCAUAAAACACUGGAAGAUCUAUUAAAAAUAAAGUUAAAUACAUCUGUUGCAAGAUUACAAAAAUUCGUUAAUAACUUGAACUCCCAGAAACCUCAUUCGGAAUGUUCACUUAAUUUCCAAAAACCUUUCUGUGAGAUGAAGCUUUCUGAGGUUGUUGUGAAUAAUCAGAACAUGGACCUUCACCUCCACCCCCCUUAUAUUCUUCAUCAGUUCUGUGUUUAUCUUCAUCAAUAUUUAGAUGUUGAAGGUUUGUUUCGAAUACCUGGUUCAUCUAAAAGAAUUAAUAUUCUUAAGGAAAAGCUUGAAUGUGGUUUUGUAUUAAGUGAUGAAAACCCGCACGAUGUUGCGAACCUUUUCACUUUGUUUUUACGCCAAAUACCAGACCAGUUGAUACCGAAACAAUUUCAUUCAAUUAUUUUACAAGUGAUGCACGCCAUGCAGGAUGACAACCAAAUAAAGGCAAUUCAAUGUCUAUGUUUGUUACUUCCACGUCCCAACUUAGAAACCCUUCUCUAUGUCUCGCAUUUAUUCCAAUAUGUUGCAGAGCAUGGAAACAAAAAUAAGAUGUCUAUUGAUUGUCUAGCAACAAUGCUAGCACCGAACAUCGUUCAGUUUGAAGUAAAUUCAAGAAAUAUUCGAAAUAUUUCAACGAUUCAAACACAGUUUGCCCGUCUGUUGUUGCUCCAUUCGUUACAAUGCGUUGAUUUGGCAAGUUCUUGGAUGGAAAAUAUUUGUGCUGAGUCAUGUCGUUGUGUGGUAGUGGAUUGUGACAAUGCUAAUUUAACAAUUUCUAUGAGCAAAGCUGAUAAACGAAGACGAAGUUUUGCAGAUCGUAUGUUGCACAGUAUGUGUGGGAAGUUGUUGAAAUCUCAUGGAGAAUCAACAAAUACGACUCAAACAUCGGAUACACCAAGCGUAAAAACCCAUCGUAAGAAGAGAAAUGCUGAUGUUGAUUCACCUCAUGUUGUUCAUCCAAUGAAACGGAGGAGUUUACAAGGAUCUGCAUUAAAUACACCAGAGUCAUUAUCGUAUGCUAAGGAAAUGCCAAGGAAUAUUCAAAACAAACCAUUUCAUUUUGCAGAUGAAUCUGGAAUACCGAAAAUAAAUUUCACACAAGACCAAUCACUUCCAUGUUCUUCAAUGAAAUCAGAAAGGCACGACUCGGGCAGCACAACCUGUUUCCGCAUCCAUAAGUUGAAGCCUCGCAAGAAGUGUGAACGAAGGAGCACAAGAUGUCAACCUGAUCUUAUUGUGAGUUAUCCUGUGAGGCAGGGUUUGGAGCAAGAAGAGAAGACUGGAAGAAGAUUGGCAUCUCAUAAAGACCAGCAUUCAUCUGCACAUUUGACGGUGGAGAAAAGUAAACAAAGUUCUUUGUUUGGGAAAUUAAAAUCUCCGUUUCUUUCCCCGGGGAUUAGGAGGAGAUAUAAAGUUGCAAGGAAACGUAAUCACCACGCGAGUGCAGACACACUCGAUACAAACAUUUCAGAUGAAUCAUUCGUUCCACAAGGUGAACCUACUUACAAUUCAACAGAAAACACAAGAAAUGAAGUUUCAUUGUUUGAUUUAAGUAUAAACACUCUUAUAUCUAUGAACAAGCCAUCCGAAUAUGAAAACACACAAGCUUCUUGUUCACCUAGUGAAGAUUUCAACAGCUCGCAACAAGUUGAUGACAUUCCCAACAACAUUCAACAAGUUGAUGAUGUUCCCAACAACAUUCAACAAGUUGAUGAUGUUCCCAACCACAUUCAACAAGUUGAUGAUGUUCCCAACCACAUUCAACAAGUUGAUGAUGUUCCCAACAACAUUCAACAAGUUGAUGAUGUUCCCAACCACAUUCAAAAAGUUGAUGAUGUUCCCAACCACAUUCAACAAGUUGAUGAUGUUCCCAACCACAUUCAAAAAGUUGAUGAUGUUCCCAACAACAUUCAACAAGUUGAAGAUGUUCCCAACAACAUUCAACAAGUUAAUGAUGUUCCCAACAACAUUCAACAAGUUGAAGAUGUUCCCAACAACAUUCAACAAGUUAAUGACAUUCCCAACAACAUUCAACAAGUUGAAGAUGUUCCCAACAACAUUCAACAAGUUGAAGAUGUUCCCAACAACAUUCAACAAGUUGAUGAUGUUUCUAACAACAUUCAACAACAAGUUGACCAUGUUCCUAACAACAUUCAACAAGUUGAUGACAUUCCCACCAACAUUCAACAAGUUGAUGAUGUUUCCAACCACAUUCAACAAGUUGAUGAUGUUCCCAACCACAUUCAACAAGUUGAUGAUGUUUCCAACCACUUUCAACAAGUUGAUGAUGUUUCCAACAACAUUCAACAAGUUGAUGAUGUUCCCAACAACAUUCAACAAGUUGAAGAUGUUCCCAACAACAUUCAACAAGUUAAUGACAUUCCCAACAACAUUCAACAACAAGUUGACGAUGUUCCUAACAACAUUCAACAAGUUAAUGACAUUCCCAACAACAUUCAACAACAAGUUGACGAUGUUCCUAACAACAUUCAACAAGUUAAUGAUGUUCCCAACAACAUUCAACAAGUUGAAGAUGUUCCCAACAACAUUCAACAAGUUAAUGAUGUUCCCAACAACAUUCAACAAGUUAAUGAUGUUCCCAACAACAUUCAACAAGUUGAAGAUGUUCCCAACAACAUUCAACAAGUUGAUGAUGUUUCUAACAACAUUCAACAACAAGUUAAUGACAUUCCCAACAACAUUCAACAAGAUGAUGAAAAUCUUGAUACAUCCCAACAUGAAGAUGAUGUCAACAUUCCAUUACAUGUUUCUACUCUUGGAACUUCAAAUGUUCAUAAGGCAGCAGUUAAUAAUAAUGACUUGAAUACAUCUGACACAGACUCUUCCAUACUUAAAACACUAUGUGCGAAUGUUAGCACAUCUGAUGUGGAUUCCGAUCUUCAACAAUGUCAGAUGUUGUUGAAUGAAAUAAUUGAUUCAGUUGUUGUUAAAAAUGUGAAGAAAGUUGUGAAGAGACCUCGUACACCUCUCACAAGAUCUAAAGUGAUCUCACGUAGAAGUGGUCAAGUGUUGCUACAGCGUUGCUCCAUUCCACGAAACGGAAAUCCUAACAAUCCACACAGAGUGAAACGUUUGGUCUCACCAGCAAAGCCGCUUACAAUGUUAUCAAACAAAACAAAUCCAUUUAAAUUAUCACAAGCGAUGAGUAACCGAUGUUUAUCAGUCUUACCAAGCAAAAUACCAAUCUCCCAUUUUCGUCCUAAGGAAUAUGAGACUCCUGCGUUCGUCAAACUUCGUUCAUCAUCUCGUAGAAUACGAACAAAAGACGUCAGAGAAAAUUUACACAAAUCUGUAAAGAAUUACGAAAAUCACCAACGAAAUAAUCGAAACAGCAUUCGCCAACUUGAAGAAAGCGGGCAUGUGAAUGCAGCAAUUCAACAUUUUAAUCAACUCUCAGAGUAUAAACAGAAGUUGCCACCGUUGCCUUAUAAAACCAACGACGAAGCCUUAAAGUCGCAAGGGAACUUUCCUAAACCGAAACUCACCGAAGUAAAGAACAUAAUCACCAAACACAAAUCGAAAAGUUUAAACAGUUUAAUAUCUUGCUCUCCUGAAUGUAGCAACCCAUUGUGUGGAAAGCCUCAAGAUAAAACUCUUAAUCGUCAUAUAAAACUUGACUAUUUAGAUUUCUCGCCAGUGAGAAAGGCAACACCCCAGCAACCACGAUCUCGCCAGCCAAUCAAGCCAAUACAUAGUCUAAACUUUUCAUAAUCACUAAAACUGUGUUUUUUAUCUUCUUGCGCUUAAAUCAUGAGUCUACCAAUCAACCUUUAUAAUGUAGUUUUUUUUAAAAACGAAUGUCUUAUUUAUUAUGCUGAAAAUAGAUGUUAAUUAACUAACGACAAAAUCUAUAUAACUUGUAUGUUAUAUUCGCUGCAACAGGCACAGUGUGUUACAAAAAAUUACGCUAAUUAAUACGGGCUUUACCUUCGUUAUCUCUAUAUAGCUGGUGAAACAAAUAGAUUCAUGUUAAUACAAAUUCCUGACACGUUUA